AUGGCCGCCCCCGUUAGUACAGUGUUUGCACGUCAACCUGCUACAGAACAGCAAGCUCUUCGCCCAGAACUCCACAUCCGCCGAUACGGUCGAAAAGACUAUGAACGUUUUGACCAAGACGCUGCUCGUGGAUCUUAUCUCUGUGUGGGAAACGGCGCAAUUGGCAAAGUCCAAAUCGAGUGCAAAUAUCACUGGAAAAGGGCCCAAUGGGGCGUCCUCGGUUCUACCAGGAACCCUGCCGGUAUCGUCUACCUCGACAUCUCAAUUAAGCAGCCGCCGGGGCACACUUUGCGCGACGCCAGAGUUCUCGUCACUCUGGCUGAGCAAGACGCUUUUGGAGCUGAGUAUGGGGGAAGACCGUGUCAGAAGCACGUUCGAACGUCGCUUAACUCGGAUUACGCGGUUCAGGUAACAGAACAGUUUGGACCUCAGUCUCUCAUAGGCCCUCAAAUGGUCACAUCAGAGCUGAAGCAAAGAUCUUUUGAGCCCACACUCGGGGUGGGAGGUCUCUUUGAAAUAGGAGGAGUGGGAACUCGUCGCAGCGUUGCCAGACGAAUCAUCGACAGCUGGACCUUCAAGGGAAUGGUAAAGAGGGCCAAACAUGGAGAAGGGUUCAGGUCCCUGGAAUGGGAGCUCAAAGAAAACGAGACGGAUUGCAAUCCGUUCCGACGGCACAUCUUUCAUACUGGCUUCGCAUUCGAGCACAGUGGUCGGCCGGUCACCAUGUGCGUUGAAGUCGAGGGGCGUCUCAAGAGCAAGAUCCGCCAGGGGAAAUACAAGUUUUCGAGAUUUUGCUCAAAGUCGAGCGACACCGAUAAUUCGACGACAACUCGGAUCGACUUAUCCUCAGCGAAGUCUGUCUUCAAGAAGCAGCUCGACGGCAUCGCAUGCGGUCUAAACAUGGCCAUGCAGAAGGAGAAUUACGAAACCGUCCCAAUUGAGAUGCCAGCACCCAUGUCGGCAACAUUUGAGCAGAUGUCUCAACCGACCGAUAUACCUAGCCAAGAAUUCGAUGUAGUGAAAGAUGCGGCGGUGGAUAUCUUGAACCAAUAUUCCCACCAGCAGCUUACCUCGGUGGGGAUGAGUCGCCAACGAUCGCCAGCAGAGAGCGGGAGCGUGUUUUCCAGCGACGAUACCCUCGUCAACGACAGCAGUGACCAAAACUCCGUGGAUACACUUGGCCAGUCAGUUGGUUUGGGUACUUCUCAGAAAUCUUUGAAGGCGUCGGAAGUUGUAGCACUGGCCCUGUUCAAGUGGCUCUUCAUGUUGUUGAAACUCGUGGGUUCAAAUCAGUAUUCGCAGCUGGCGGCCAUGCCAAUAUCCAACAAAGGAACGGAAACGCCACAGAAAUACAAAGGCGGCUCUCACAGUCGCCAGGAAUGGGAUGUCGAGGUUGAGGAACCAUUAGCAAAAGUCCAAGCCAAGCCCCGGCCACCACGUGCGGCGUUUGUGACCGAUGAGCUCCCUUAG
Colletotrichum fioriniae is the source of this 1470-nucleotide messenger RNA. RefSeq lists its product as uncharacterized. NCBI's taxonomy places the organism in Eukaryota, Fungi, Ascomycota, Sordariomycetes, Glomerellales, Glomerellaceae. The record is from RefSeq and is a predicted model, not a curated record.